Messenger RNA from Lethenteron reissneri (Far Eastern brook lamprey), 1708 nucleotides. RefSeq names its product glutamate ionotropic receptor NMDA type subunit 1 (gene GRIN1). Gene Ontology annotation, biological process: monoatomic ion transport; transmembrane transport. NCBI's taxonomy places the organism in Eukaryota, Metazoa, Chordata, Hyperoartia, Petromyzontiformes, Petromyzontidae. Gene Ontology annotation, cellular component: membrane. Gene Ontology annotation, molecular function: ligand-gated monoatomic ion channel activity; signaling receptor activity. The record is from RefSeq and is a predicted model, not a curated record.
GCGAUGUUGAUGGCGUUGAUGGUGUUGAGGAUGCUGCUGAUGUUGAGGUUGCUGGUGAUGGCGAUACUGGUGAUGGUGAUGUUGUUGAGGAUUAUGCUGAUGACGGUAUUAACAAUGAUGAUGGUGACGAUGAUGAUGGUGACAAUGAUGUUGGUGACGAUGAUGAUGGCGAUACUGGUGAUGGUGAUGAUGUUGAGGAUUAUGCUGAUGACGGUAUUAACAAUGAUGAUGGUGACGAUGAUGAUGGUGACGAUGAUAAUGGUGACGAUGAUGAUGGUGACGAUGAUGAUGGCGAUACUGGUGAUGGUGAUGAUGUUGAGGAUUAUGCUGAUGACGGUAUUAACAAUGAUGAUGGUGACGAUGAUGAUGGUGACAAUGAUGUUGGUGACGAUGAUGAUGGCGAUACUGGUGAUGGUGAUGAUGUUGAGGAUUAUGCUGAUGACGGUAUUAACAAUGAUGAUGGUGACGAUGAUGAUGGUGACGAUGAUAAUGGUGACGAUGAUGAUGGUGACGAUGAUGAUGGCGAUACUGGUGAUGGUGAUGAUGUUGAGGAUUAUGCUGAUGACGGUAUUAACAAUGAUGAUGGUGACGAUGAUGAUGGUGACAAUGAUGUUGGUGACGAUGAUGAUGGCGAUACUGGUGAUGGUGAUGAUGUUGAGGAUUAUGCUGAUGACGGUAUUAACAAUGAUGAUGGUGAUGAUGAUGAUGGUGACGAUGAUAAUGGUGACGAUGAUGAUGGUGACGAUGAUGAUGGCGAUACUGGUGAUGGUGAUGAUGUUGAGGAUUAUGCUGAUGACGGUAUUAACAAUGAUGAUGGUGACGAUGAUGAUGGUGACGAUGAUGAUGGCGAUACUGGUGAUGGUGAUGAUGUUGAGGAUUAUGCUGAUGACGGUAUUAACAAUGAUGAUGGUGACGAUGAUGAUGGUGACGAUGAUGAUGGUGACGAUGAUGAUGGCGAUACUGGUGAUGGUGAUGUUGACGAUCAUCCCAGACAGGUUCAAGAUGUCGACCAAACUCAAGAUCGUCACGAUCCACCAGGAGCCGUUCGUCUACGUGAAGCCGACGCUGAAGGACGGCACCUGCAAGAAGGAGCUCACCAUCUUCGGCGACACCAUCCAGAAGGUCAUCUGCAUGGGGCCCAACAACACCCUUCCAGUUCGUUGUGUGGCGGCAGGGCGUCCCAUCGUGCCGCAGUGCUGCUACGGCUUCUGCGUGGACCUCCUCAUCAAGCUGGCCAACAACCUCAACUUCACCUACGACGUCCACCUCGUGCACGACGGAAAGUUCGGCACCCAGGAGAGGGUAAACAACAGCAACAAGAAGGAGUGGAACGGCAUGAUGGGGGAGCUGCUGAUGGGCCAGGCGGACACCAUCGUGGCGCCGCUCACCAUCAACAACGAGCGGGCGCAGUACAUCGAGUUCUCCAAGCCGUUCAAGUACCAGGGACUCACCAUCCUCGUCAAGAAGGAGAUCCCGCGUAGCACGCUCGACUCGUUCAUGCAGCCGUUCCAGAGCACGCUGUGGCUGCUCGUGGGACUCUCGGUGCACGUGGUGGCCGUCAUGCUCUACCUGCUCGACCGCUUCAGAUCCAUUCCAGCUGCACGUCCGUCGUGUGUCACGUGAUCCAUGCCAGUGCUUCACCAAAGGGGAACACACCCUCACCCCCCCCACCACCACCAUCAUCAUCAUCCCACCACCACCCUCCCCA